Molecule: messenger RNA, 1252 nt
Organism: Sipha flava (yellow sugarcane aphid)
Lineage: Eukaryota; Metazoa; Arthropoda; Insecta; Hemiptera; Aphididae
Gene: Cdk7
Product: cyclin-dependent kinase 7
Exons: 8
Coding region: 131-1168 (345 amino acids)
Biological process (GO): protein phosphorylation; positive regulation of transcription by RNA polymerase II
Cellular component (GO): cytoplasm; transcription factor TFIIK complex; transcription factor TFIIH holo complex
Molecular function (GO): ATP binding; RNA polymerase II CTD heptapeptide repeat kinase activity; cyclin-dependent protein serine/threonine kinase activity
Source: RefSeq, a predicted model, not a curated record
UAUUACAUAUAAUACAUGUGAAUAAAUUUUAUAUGUCGUUAAUUUAUUUAAUUAUCUAGUUAAUAUUAUACUCCUAUUGUUAACUUCUAUUUGUGAAUGUGCAAUUUUUUAGUCUUAAUUUGUAUGUAUAAUGGAUUCCAAAUCGAAAAAAUAUGAAAUUAUUGAAUUUUUGGGCGAAGGACAGUUUGCUACUGUAUAUAAAGCUAAAGAUUCAGUCACAGGCAAUAUUGUAGCUGUCAAAAAGAUUAAAGUUGGUACUGUGGAAGAUGCCAAAGAUGGUGUUAAUCGUACUGCUUUAAGAGAAAUUAAACUUCUUAUUGAACUGGAUCAUGAAAAUAUUAUUGCUUUAUUUGAUGUUUUCGGUCAUUUAUCUAAUAUAUCUUUAGUAUAUGAUUUUAUGGACACAGAUCUUGAAGUUAUCAUUAAAGAUUCAUCAAUAGUAUUCACCCAAUCUCAUAUUAAAGCCUAUACUAUAAUGACUCUUAAAGGAUUAGAAUAUUUACAUAUGAAUUGGAUUUUACAUAGAGAUUUAAAACCUAAUAACUUGCUAGUCAAUAAAAAAGGUGUAUUGAAAAUUGCUGAUUUUGGUUUAGCAAAAAGAUUUGGAACACCUGAUCGAUUACAUACACAUCGAGUAGUAACUAGGUUUUAUCGAGCACCUGAACUCUUAUUUGGAGCUCGAGCUUAUGGACCUGCAGUUGACAUUUGGGCAGUUGGAUGUAUUGUGGCAGAACUCUUGCUUAGAGUUCCUUUUUUACCCGGUGAAUCUGAUUUAGAUCAGUUAACCAAAAUAUUUACUACUUUAGGAUCUCCAAAUGAAGAAACUUGGCCUGAUGUUGCCAAAUUAUCAGACUAUGUGGUAUUCAAAAAGUUUCCAGCAAUUCCUCUAAGAGAAAUAUUUACAGCAGCUCCCAAUGAACUACUAGAUGUUAUCGGCGGUAUGCUUAAUGUGAAUCCUUUGAAGAGACCAUCAUGUUCAGAAGCAUUACAAAUGCCUUACUUUAGUAAUCGACCACCACCUUCAUUAGGAAGUCAAUUACCUUUACCAUCUUGUCUUAGAGAUAGUAAUCCAGAUGAUCAGGAUACAAAGGGACAGAAACGAAAAUUUACCGAUUAUUUAGAAGGAGGAACACAACCAAAACGUUUAGUCUUUGAUAGCCUCGUUUAAGUAUGUUUAAUAUACAGUAUACACACAUAAGAAAAUCUUAGAAUAAAUUGUAAAUCAUAUUUUUGUAUACAUGAAAUAAAUUUA